AAACAUUGGGUUUCUACUCAUUCUCUUCUUUGGUCUUUGGUAAUAGCAACAAUACCAAAAUGGCGAACAACGAGAGCAUCAGAAGUGUGACAAGUUGUUAUGUUUUCAAAAGCCGAUUGCAAGAGUAUGCACAGAAAGUUGGACUUCCUACCCCUGUUUAUGAGACUAUCAAGGAAGGCCCUUCUCAUGAGCCUACAUUUACGUCUACAGUGAUUAUGGACAAUGUUAGAUAUGAUUCUCUACCUGGAUUUUACAAUCGCAAGGCGGCGGAGCAAUCAGCUGCUGAAGUUGCACUCAUGAGUCUUGGAAACUCUGGGUCAAUGGAAAACCUUUCUCAGCCAGUGCAUGAAACAGGCUUGUGCAAAAAUUUGUUGCAAGAGUAUGCUCAGAAGAUGAAUUUUGCAAUCCCACAAUAUGAAUGCGAGAGGUAUGACUCAGAAAGCAAAAUUAUAUCAUUUUCAUGUACUGUUGACGUAGGGGGAAUGAAAUAUAUUGGAGCAGCAGCUAGAACAAAGAAGGAAGCAGAGAUCAAAGCUGCUCGAACUGCAUUGUUGGCCGUUCAGUCUAGCGGUUUUGCGCCUAACUAUUCUUCAUACACUGUCGUUCCAAUGAAGAAGGUCACAGAUUUGGCAAUCAGCAACCAAGAGAGUGCAGCAGCUCUGAAACCAAAGAAACACAGAUUCAAGAAAAAGCAGACGAGGAAUGUUUCAGAUGCCAGUUAUCGUGUACGCACAAAGAACACUGGUGACUCGGAAGUUCAGAUGGUAAAUCAAGCUAAACCAGAGAUGCAUGAAAAUGCUGCUGUGACGACUCAAGGUACAGGAUCUGGACCUGCACCUUUUGCAGGCACUAUGGGUGAUCUAGUUCCAUCCAACAAUUUGAGUUCUGAUUAUGGAACUUCAAAUCUUGGAAUCAACUCUCAGUGUUGUGGAGGAGUUACGACUGAGGGAAAUGCCGUUAUUGGAGUUGAGCAGGUAACUUCAGCGGUGGCACCAGUUGCUUGGAACGACAACCUUCAUGUACAGGACCUGCACCUUUUGCAUGAAAAUGCUGCUGUGAUGACUCAAGGUACAGGAUCUGGACCUGCACCUUUUGCAGGCACUAUGGGUGACCUACUUCCAUCCAACAACUGUGGUUCUGAUUAUGAAACUUCAAACCUUGGAAUCAACUCUCAGUGUGGUGGAGGAGUCACAACUGAGGGAAAUGCCGGUAUUGGAGUUGAGCAGGUAACUUUAGAGGUGGCACCAGUUGCUUGUAACGACAAUCUUCAUGUGCUAUAGAUGCAGAUCAAGGACGAAGUACAAACAUGGAGGCAGAAAUAUCUUAAACAUGUUUGUUUUGCAGGAUUAGCUAUAUCAGAUGGUGGGUACAAGAACAGUU
Solanum verrucosum is the source of this 1380-nucleotide messenger RNA. Its product is annotated as double-stranded RNA-binding protein 1-like. Gene Ontology annotation, cellular component: nucleus. The transcript has 3 exons. The coding region runs from base 60 to 1280 and encodes 406 amino acids. Gene Ontology annotation, molecular function: double-stranded RNA binding; ribonuclease III activity. NCBI's taxonomy places the organism in Eukaryota, Viridiplantae, Streptophyta, Magnoliopsida, Solanales, Solanaceae. The record is from RefSeq and is a predicted model, not a curated record. Gene Ontology annotation, biological process: rRNA processing; regulation of gene expression.